CUCUGGGAAUCUACUCCGCACACUCUCACUGAACCCCAGUCAGGAUUUUACGGGAGCUGAAAGAGAGCGAUCUGACACAAAAUGAGAGGACUUGUUCUCUUGGUUACUUUGGCCUGCGUCGCCAGAGCUCAACACCAAGCAUUGAUUGACUACUUGGAGCGGAGGCUGCUUGCUAUUGAGGACAGGAUCUCUCUGUGGCAGGAACAAACCACCCGCUAUGCCUCGGACCUGCGGGAGCUGAAGCAGCAGAUGGUGUCCCAGCUGGAGAACCUGGACAAGGAAAAAGAGACACUGAGAAUGAAUCUUGAUGGCGUGGGGACCAGGGUGGACCGGGUCGAGCGGGAACUGGACUACCUGGAGACACAGAAUGGGGCUCAGCCAUGCGUGGACGUGGACGACAAGCUCAUAGAGCAGCAGGUGACUCAGGUGAAGGAGAAGCAGAGGACCAAAUAUUUAAAGCUGUCAGACUGCAGCGACAUGAUCUCCACAAUAAAAGCCAUGAAGAUCCUGAAGAGAGUUGGAGGGCAAAAGGGCAUGUGGACCAAAGACACCAGCAGAGUCUCAGGGAAGGUCUACAUUUUCAACGGGACAGAUGAAGACACCUUCAAUGAGUUUGCCUCUGUGCAAGACUUCACCCGCUCGCCAGGAAUGUCUCUCUCCACAAAUGUGAAGCUGCCGUCUGCCUGGCGAGGCAUGGGACACGUGGUCUUCAACAGCCACGUUUACUACGUGAAUCAGGCCGAAGACAUAACGGUGGUUAAAUAUGACACCAGGAACAACUCUGUGACGGACAGUGCGGUGUUCCCAGCGCAGGAUCACGUCCCUGUGUACGGGCUGAACCCAGAGACAGUGAUGGACCUGGCUGUGGACGAGGAAGGCCUGUGGGUCAUCUACGCCACGCGGCAGAACGAGAGGUACAUCUCUCUGGCCAAGCUGGACGGCAGCUCGGUCGACAUUGAGCAGAUGUGGGACACAAACUGUCCGAGGGAGAACGCUGAGGCAGCCUUUGUCAUCUGCGGGACUCUGUAUGUGGUUUACAACACCAAGCAGCCCGGACGCUCACGGGUGCAGUGUGUGUUUGACGUCAACGGCAUGGUGACCAACGAGGAAGCACCACUGGUUUACUUUCCAAAACGCUACGGAUCUCACUCCAGUCUGAAGUACAACCCUAAGGAGAAGCUGCUCUAUGCCUGGGAUGAUGGCUACCAGAUCCUCUACAAGCUCGUAAUGAAAAAGAAACUAGAAAUUUGAGCUAAACUAUAACUUAGGCAUGCCAGUACUUUGAAAUGUUUUAGCUCCUAAACUACAAAUGUCCCCUUACUGCUGAUCAUUUCAAAUCAGAUAGUGCAGGAUUUAAAAUGUUUUCUCACCCUUUGAUUCUUAAAACUUACUUGAACUUUCCGUCAACCAGUUUCAUUAUUAGAAGUGAUUUGAGUCCAGACACAACAAUUACAUAAGAACUCUGAGAAAUCAAUACUGUGACUGUGCUGCAAUGUACGACUCAAUCGCGCUGUAUGAGUUUGUCAUCAUGACCUUUCUAUGCACUGUGUAAAUCAAUAGGAAGCAAUGAAUGCCUAUUUUGAAGCAUGUCAAUCAACAUAUUUCACAUUAUACAUCACAUCACGUGCAUUGCUCAUAGAUUAAAAUCGAUUUUGUCAGCUUUAAGAGUUUGUGAUUUGUAGUAUAGGAGCCAGUUACGAAACAAAUACUGGUCCUUAAUGUGACGUCCAAUGUCUAAAGCACAAUCUAACGACAGCCCAAAACCUUUAUUUCCAAUACGACUACGCUGCACUUCUGUCGUCAAUCAUUUCUCUAUCUCCUGGACUGGAAUCAUUUACUGUACUAACCUGGUGGUUGUUCUGACUACUCCUUUUUUUUGUUCACAUAAAGGGUAUGCAAAUAAGCAACACUCAUACUUUUAAAUGACUCUAAGACCACUUGUUUUGAUCACACUGUCAAAAUCUGUCCAUUUUAUACUUCCUUUGACACAUUUUUGUUUUUCUACAACAGAAAUAUUCACAGCCUUGCUGAGCACAUUGAAUAGUGUGUUGAUUCCCAUAGAAAUCACAUUUAUUGAAGCUUAUUUUUUCUUCCCACUGCUCAUAGUUGCAUACUUUAAUUUGUGCAGUCGCUUUAUGAAGUUUGCAAAGUAAAAGUAUGUGCAGCAUCCAACUUGUCAGAUCUGUAAAGAGAAAAAGUUUGGUUCAAAAGAUAAAGUUAAAAGUCCUGAAUUAUUCAGCUUUAUUGAUUUAACAAUCUUCUUUUCUCAUCUGCAUAAAAACCAACAACUGUCAUCUCCAAAAAACAUCUACAUCCAACUAUAGUAUCUCACUACAGUACGGAAGCUUAGAUCUGCAAUGAAUCUUGGAAAGAAACUGCUAGCUGGCUAGCACUCUCUCCUUUUAGUGUAUACUCCAGUACUUUUUGCUAAAUAAAAUGAAUUCAGCAGAUUGCACCACUACUUUAAUUGUAUAUCUAAAAUAAUCUUUUCAGUAAUUUAUACCUGAAUAUAACAUUUUCUUCAAAUUAUUGUUUGUUAUGAUAGUUCACCUUAAUAAGAAACACCACACUUGUUAAACAAAACAAAGUCUGUUGAUUUCUGUGUAGCUACAGUAUGUACAAACAUAUUAAACCCAAUAUAUAGGAUUUUUUUUUCUACUUUGCCACACACAGUGUUGGCAUUUUAAAUAGUUGUACUGUGUUAAGUCACUGUUAUACUUCUUUAUCUAGUGCAACACUUUACUUGAAGGUGACCCAUGUGUAUUGACUGACGUGUUGUUUCUGGCGUGACCAAUAAAAACUCAUAUAGCAGGAAGUCUGUUGGUUUAUUUGAAUUAUAUUUAUAUUUAAUUAUUAAACACUUAACUUUUAGUUAAGGCCUAAAAAUCAGCUUAAAAACACUUUACUGAAUUCAACAAGGAGAGAUCAAGUGAGAGUAAAGAAUGAACAUUUAUUUCUAAAUGCUGGUGGAGCAGCAGGUGGAUGAAGGAGACCUCUGAUGAAGACUACUAUCAGGCAGAACAUUAUGACCACCUUCCUAAUAUUGUAUAGGCGGUGCCGUCUGUAUUCACGGGGAACGCGGGGUCUUGGAUGAAUGGUGAAAUGGAUGGACUGUGUGCACUUGAUCGGACCCAGAGGGAGUGUGUCAUGAGAAGUGCUUUGGAGACCUGGUUCACAGGACCACGGUGCGUCUGUGCCCGGCUUCAGACUCUGCAGGCGGACACACUCUGUUGAGUGACUGCUGAAUUAUAUUGAACCAUUAACCUUAUCAUCUCCAUUCAAUGCAUAAAGAGAUAAAUGACCUCUUAUCGGAACAACAACCCUCUAUUUUAAUAACUCAGCUGCAUAACACAAAAAUUCCUGCCCCUUAAUGCGCCUGUGGGCCUGUAGUCAAGUCGCUUAAGAUUAAUGAAGUGUGACCUGAAUUGAAUAAGGAGAGACUGACUCUUGUAUUUGGGUUUCAUAAAAUAUUUGGCACGUUUUACUCCAGACCUAACAGUUUGCCAAUGCAAUCUUCAAAAUAAAGAAAUCUGCACAUCAAAACUAAGACUGAGUAAAUAAAAUAUGAAACCAGUAACAGUUAUUUAAGCAUGUUUAUUUUUUUCCAAACUGUGAAUAAACAUCUAUAAAAAUAGCUGAUUGCAUUCGGACAAAAUCCAGAGUAAGAAAGAUGCAACAGCAUAUUAAAUCCUGUAAAAUCUGAAUUACAAUGAGUCAAACUUGUGAAUCCUCCAAUUCUAUUAGGAGAAGAAUCCAAACCUAAACAAGUAUUAAACAUUAAAAAAAAAAAAAAAAAAAAAAA
Messenger RNA from Mugil cephalus (flathead mullet), 3802 nucleotides. RefSeq names its product olfactomedin-like 3b (gene olfml3b). Bases 82 to 1251 code for a protein of 389 amino acids. The record is from RefSeq and is a predicted model, not a curated record. Lineage: Eukaryota; Metazoa; Chordata; Actinopteri; Mugiliformes; Mugilidae. Gene Ontology annotation, biological process: signal transduction. Gene Ontology annotation, molecular function: protein binding. The transcript has 3 exons.